Messenger RNA from Trachemys scripta elegans, 2693 nucleotides. RefSeq names its product regulator of calcineurin 2 (gene RCAN2). Gene Ontology annotation, molecular function: calcium-dependent protein serine/threonine phosphatase regulator activity; nucleic acid binding. Gene Ontology annotation, cellular component: nucleus; cytoplasm. The record is from RefSeq and is a predicted model, not a curated record. Lineage: Eukaryota; Metazoa; Chordata; Testudines; Emydidae. Bases 97 to 696 code for a protein of 199 amino acids. The transcript has 5 exons. Gene Ontology annotation, biological process: calcium-mediated signaling.
GGCUCCCCAGAGCAGAGAGCGGAGCAGCAAGCGGCGGCUCGCCGGCUCAGUGGCUGCGGCGGUGCACAGGGGCUGGAAAAACGAGCCCCAGCAGGAAUGAGGGGAGAAUCGUAUUUCCUUGGAAUGCGAGGCCCUGGUCACUAUGGCUGUAUUCUGGAGGAUGGGGGACUUUUCCUACUCUACUCUAUAGACCGAGACAAGGAUAUAAAGAGAUGUUUUGCAGAGGAAGAUUUUCAUGAAAUAACUGAUUUCAAUGAUCUCCCAAACGCUCUCUUCGCUUGUAACGUCCACCAAUCUGUGUUUGAAGGCGAGGACAGCAAGGAGAAGUUUGAGGGCUUGUUCCGUGCCUAUGAUGACUGUGUGACGUUCCAGUUGUUUAAAAGCUUCAGACGUGUGCGGAUAAAUUUCAGCAGUCCUAAAUCAGCUGCUCGGGCCAGGAUAGAGCUGCAUGAAACACAGUUCAGAGGGAAGAAGUUAAAACUAUACUUCGCACAGGUUCAGACCUCCGAGACAGAUGGGGACAAGCUUCAUUUGGCUCCACCACAGCCCGCAAAACAGUUUCUCAUCUCGCCUCCAGCCUCCCCUCCCGUAGGGUGGCAGCCAAUAGAUGAUGGAACACCAGUCAUCAACUAUGACCUCCUUUAUGCAGUUUCUAAACUAGGACCAGUGGAAAGAAACCUUUGGGGAAGAAUUUGAGCAUAAAAGAAUGUGGCAUCUGAGCUGGGAUUAUUACCUUUUAAGAGGACAGUGAAUGUGAGUUACUGUACGUGGUGUGAUAAGAAAUGGCCCAGCUUUGUGUGUGCACUGCACCACAGAGCUCUUUGCAGCUGACAGUGACCAAUGUGCCCCUCAGUGCUGGUUGGCAGCAUUGACGUCAGCCCAUAGCUGAGAAAUUAGCUGCAGCCUGCAGGGAAAAUAGGCAAAGCAAAACCAUAUAAUUUCUCCAUACAGCAUGACCAAGCUGUUUCUCUUUUUACAUUUUAGCGUCUCAACAAGCCCCAUAGUGCUUUACUCAAUCUGGAUCCAGGAAAAAGGUUUCCAAAAAUAGAGACGUUUAAUGUCAGCAUUAAUGGGAUCACAGCAAUAAAAUAUCUCUUCCAGCAAGAAGGCUAAUUUACAGGAGCUAUUCACUGUCUUGAUUGUAAAGUUGCCUCCCAUCUCCAGAUAAAAAUGCACCCUGUCCUCUAAUCCCAGGCCUAUAAACCUCACUGGGAUGAACAGCAAACCAGCACGAACACCAUGCUUUCCUUGUAGCAGGUGCAGAGUUACCUGGAGUGAUAGGGGCCCUGCAACCUUUUAUUCAAAAAGGUGUGUGUAAUAAAGAAUCCUGUGAAUGAAGAUUUUUGGGAUCAGGCUCAGUAAUUUAUAAAACCUGGCAAGGGACCAUCUUUUGGUUCUGUUUAUAUAGCCCCUAGUACAAUGACGUCUUGGUUCAUGACUAGGACUACUAGGCACAAUACAAACAAGUAGUAAUAAUCAUUUAGUCUAUAGCAAAUAGGAUUUGGGGGUUCCAUCUUACCUAGCUAUAUGGUGCCUUGCUCUGCUCCUAGAGGAUUUACAAUAAAUUUGCAUUGGCCGCUCUUAACUCAAAGCAGUCAUAUAAAGCAUAGUUUGUCAAAGACACAGUAGUGUUUGCCAGUAGCUGAUCAUGGUGUUCGUCAGAGUCUUAAUAAGCCAAUUUGUCAAACUUAAAUAAAGUGCACUGGUGCUUGCAGGCAUAAAAGAUGGAAAUGACCUAUUCCAAUAGGUCAUCUAGUCUGCCCCUGUGAGGCCAGGAUUGUUCCCUACAACACAUUUUCUAGUGCUUUCUCCAGUUGAGUUUCAACUGCCAAGCCAUGAGACUAACCCCAGCUUCCUAGGGGAGACCUGGCCAGUGUCUCUCAGAUCUCACCGUUGGAAAUGUUUCCUCUUCUUCUUCUUAAAUUUACUUUUUCUUAAUUCCAUCCCAUUAUUCUUAGCUACAGCCCCAUGUACCACACUGAACAGAGGCAGCGUUGUUCAGGAGAUGGUGCACAGGACUUGGAGCUAGGAAUUACUGAGUUCUGACCCUAGCUCUUAUUCUGGGGCUGUGGGCAAGUCAUUUCAUUUCCUUUCCCCAUUUCCACCUCCACAACACUGACCUCCUUCACCGGGGAACUUGGAGGGUUAAGUAAUGAAUGUGCACAGAGCACUUAGAAAAUCCAGAGUGCUGCAUAAGUGUCUAACCCAUUGCUGAGUGUGGGACAGGUCCCGCUCCAUGCCCGAUCUGCAGAGGAUAUGUGUGUGUUACAGCAACUGCUAAAGAGCACUGGCUCAGGCUAGAGCUGCUCAUGCUUUUAGCUCUACAGGGCUCUGGUUCAAUCCCCUACGUGUCCGCCAAAAUGACAACUGUCAUAAGUGCUAAGUAGAUGCUGUGCCUACAUUCAAUGGUGAAGGGUAUUUAGAGAUGUUUAUAGCUGGAACUGUUAUCAGUGAUAAACAAAUCCUCUCCCGCACAGCCUACCGCUACAGUAGCUAGAGAAAUUAGAGAUGGGACCAAGCUGCAGUGUGAGUACCUGGAUCUGAAUGAUCCCAGAGUCGAAGGAAGUUUGGGCCUGGGGUGCUGAGGUUUGGCCCAUUUUAGAUACAAGGGGCAGCCAUGAAGUUUGAGUCCAGCACGGAACUCCCUGUUGAUAGAGGGUUUAGGAGGUGUGGUUCUGAGCUGGGCCCAUCUC